This is a messenger RNA of Moneuplotes crassus, 2883 nucleotides long. NCBI's taxonomy places the organism in Eukaryota, Ciliophora, Spirotrichea, Euplotida, Euplotidae. The record is from the annotation of a GenBank genome assembly.
CAACGCGAGCGACACGAAUCUCGAUGUCUUCCGUACAAUUAUCAUGAACACUCUGACCGACAAAGAAGAGUUGAAGAAGGAGAAGGUUUUCAAAACAAUCGAAUCCUUAAAGUCCAAACUGCAAAACAUUGAAUCAAAGAUCCUAGUUUCUCGAGAGAAGGAGAUACAGAGAAAACAUGAAAUGAAGCUACUUCAGACUUCCAAGAUGGCAUACAUCCUGCGUGACGCUGGGCGUCAGCUUAGGUGGUACACCACCAAGUUCAUUCUGGAGAAUGUUCAUAAUUCCAAAGAUCCCAGCACGAUCCUUAAGAAAUCCCCUGAGCGCAGAAACCUGUUCGAUGUCAGAAUCUUAGAAAGACAGUUGAGUGAUAUUAAGUUUAUUAAAUAAAUACAUCGAUGAAGGAAAUCUCGAGAUUCCUCGACAAUUAUACCAGAAUUUAUCCUAUUAUUAUGCUAAUCCUAACGAGACAGUGAUUAAGUACGGAGAGGUUGGAGAUUCCUUCUUCAUCUUGAUGAAGGGUGAAGUCGAGGUAUUCAUACCGGUUACAGUAACUACCAGGCUUUCAGAUCUUGAAUUUAUCAAGCUGUUAAAUGAAAAACGGGAUCUUAUACUUGAAAUCAACGAUGAGAAGGAGUUCGAUAUUCCAAAUAUACCGAAGUUAUCUAAUAAUGCCUAUCAAAGAAUUACCCUAGCGACUGUUUUUCAAAUAAUGGAAGAUUAUAACAGUGUAUUCUCCUCUGGAAAGAAUAUUUCAGGCAUUGAGCAGCCAUCUCCAAAAAGAGCUUCCCAGCCUUCAUAUAAAAUAAAGUACCUAAAAUAAGGUUACCACCCUCAAGAAUGGCUCUUCCUUUGGAGAGCUAGCUUUGAUAAUGGACCAGCCAAGAGCUGCGUCAGUUAUCACUACAAAGAAUUGUCAUUUUGCCACAUUGAACAGGAAACAGUUUAACGAAAUUCUCAAGCGGGUGCAUGAGAUGAAUAUUAACAAGAAGUUGGAUAUUCUCAAUACAAUGCCUUAUCUGAAAUCCCUUUCAAAAUCAUUCAAAGUGAAAAUAACUUAUUUCAUGCAAGUCCUAGACAUCUGCAGAGGCAAGGUCCUUUUCGACGAAGGAGAUAAGGUGCACAACAUCUUUUAUACCCUGGAAGGCACGUUUGAAGCAUCAAAAGUGAUGCAUACAUACCCCACAGGGCCCAAAGGGCACGUGGAGUAUCUCCCCUUCACUCCUUCCGAUGAGAUAUACGACCUGUGAUAUGAUUUCUGGAAGGAGAAUAAAAAGUUGAUAAAAUAAAUUCAAUUCUAAGAAAUCUGAAAAUCUAGAGAAACUCCCAGUUAGGCCUAAAGUUACCCAAAAGUGCCUGUGAAUCACUGGUGAAAGUGACUUCAUUGGCCUUGAAGAAGUCAUGAUGAAAAACCCAUCGAGGUUUACAAAGAUUGAAUGCACCUCUAAGACUGGAAAAGUGGUCAAGAUCAACGCUGCUAAGCUGUUUAAAAAGCUAACCGAUACAGAUACAUUAAAUGAUUGGCAAGUUUAUUCUCAAAAGAAGCUAGCUGUAAUUUCACAAGCUAUUAGUGAUUUUAUUGAAUUUGAACAAGCUAUGCUCCUUAAAAGCAACACUGAAAAACGUAUCAGGACUUCACAGAACCCAAACAGAGUAGUUGUACAUUCUAGAGAGGUCUAUGAGGACAAUAUAGAGUAUUUGUUUAAAUAAGAACAUCAUUCAAAAAAACAAUGAUCUGUUUGUCUUUGGAGACAAAACUCUGAAAAUACGCAAGAUACAAGGAGAAAAAGCACGGAUCAGGAAACAUGAAAACUUCAAAGAUUUUGAUAGACCCAAAACAGAAAGAUGUCGUACAGGGAACAUCUCAUGCUGCAGGAAAAGAAAUGUCUUCGGGAAUCCAAAAACUUAUUUUUACAAGCAAAUGAUCGAUGAAAAGAGGAGGGAAGAUCUUUCUGUAAAGCCCAAGAUCAACAUAGACUCAGCCAAAUACUUUAUAAAAGUUGACAACAAGGAGAAAAUUGUUAAAGACAAAUAAACUAAAACAGCGGUUGCAAAAUUACCAAAAACAGGCCACGAUAAGCCCAAUGAAGACUAUCCAGUCCAUCCGGACCGAGAGUAAGGUGUCUGACUUCAAGCUGGGUGAUGACUACGAUCCCUUUGAAGAUUUUGAUACCACCAUAACCCAUUCGAACAAGAUGUUCCUGACUGAGCGGUUCAGUCAGAAAUCUUUCCAUCUAAAGAAAUGUAACAAAAUAAGGAACACCCUGGUUGACAAGAAACUCCAGGUCAAGAAAAGGCAGAACAGCGUUCAAGAGAAGAAAUAAACCAGAUAGCUACGGCGGAGGCUUUACGAAGAAAUCCCUCCCAAAACCACCAAAGAUAGCAGGGUUUAAGAUCAAGAAACUCAAACAUAAGAGAAAAAAGAAUAGACCAGUUGAUGUUUCGAAGAAAAUUAAAGAGCUACAGAAUUUUGAACUCGGGCUUAGCUCUGACGGACUCACUGAGAGAAGUGACAAGAGUGGCAAGAAACGACUAGAGUUGAUCCCUCCUUAUAUUCCUGAAAGUGAGAUCAUUCUAAUGAAGGGAGAAUCUCCUUUGAAAGCAUUUUCUCAACCGAUUUUGAUUAGCCAUUCAAAAAUGAAUAGUCAGCACAUUCCGUCUCUAAAGGAGCAGGUCCCUACUGACUUUAUUAAAGCUAAACAAGGGCUAGGGAGGAUAUGCUCGUAUUACAGGACCCCAGUCCCUUCAGAUCUAGGAGGUCCUGCAUUUUAUCCGAUGAGAGAGCCUAAGUAUGACAAUUCCUCAAUGAAUUCCCUGACUGAAUCAAAGUACAAUAGUACUACCAAGAUGGCACAUAAGUUCAACAAUACCGGGUUCUAAGAUUA